UCUCUUUACAUCUGCUUCCAUUUAAUUUCCGCCUUUCUACAUUUCGCACUAUUAUUAUCCCUUUUUUAUUAUUAUUCAGCGCAUUCGCCCAAACAUUCGACCCUCGCAUUCGUUCGCAUUCUAACCACAGCUUCGCUUUAGACACAAGAUGGUUACGCGCUUGCUGUACGGAAAUCCAAUCGAGGAUGAAGUCAACCGCCUGACAGCCGAGGACGUCCCGAACCACGAGCUCGACAUCACUGGGGCAAUCGACUUUGCCGACAAGAUCCGCUCCAAAGAGUACAGCGCCAAAGAGGUGGCCCGCGUGCUGCGCAAGCGCAUGCAGUACCCGAACCCCAACGUGCAAAUUCUGGUACUCAGUCUGUCAGACAUCUGUGUGAAGAACGGCGGCCAGCUCGUGCAGCUCGAAAUAUCCAGGCGCGAGUUCAUCGACGACAUAGCAAACAUUUUGGAGACGCAAACCGGCCGCGCGUUCGAUCUGCGGAAGCUCGUUGUCAAGCUCAUCCAGGAAUGGGCGCUUCUCUUCCGCGGCAACGUCGAGAUGAGCUAUACAAAUGGCGUGUACGAGCGCUUGAAGCGGUCCGGUUAUAUUUUCCCCGAGCUCGAUGCUGCGACAUCGGGCGCGAUGAUUGACACUGCCAGCGCCCCGGAGUGGGAGGACAGCCCGGUGUGCCAGCGCUGCCGCACAUCGUUCACAUUCACAAACCGCAAGCACCACUGCCGCCACUGCGGAAAGUGCUUCUGCAAGGACUGCUCGUCCAACACAACGACCAUUCCAAAGUUUGCCAUCUACGACCCCGUCCGCGUGUGCCAUGGUUGCUAUCUCCGGCUAAAGAAGAUAGUUCCCGACUCCGAGAGCACGCCGACGGGCUCGACGGCUGCGCGUGGCGGCAGUCAGCAUAGGCCCCACAGGAGCAGCAUCAGUACUCCGGCCAGACCAGCCACAACCACCCCCGCAGUCGAUGACGCGGACGAGGAUCUGAAGCGAGCAAUUGAGCUCUCACUGCAAGAGACCCAGAAGCAGCCCAACUACGCCGACUACACACUGAAGCCCGUCUCUUCGGGAUACUCAGCGCCCGCCGCUAUCUCUGCCACGACUGCGCCUGCUCCUGCCGUGGUGUCAAAUGCCUCGGCGACCCGCUAUCCGAAUAUCACCCCCAGCGAGCCCUAUCCGCUUGUUAGAGCCCCUUCCAACAACAACCAGGUGGAGGACGAGGAUCCGGACCUUCUUGCGGCAAUCGAGGCAUCGCUGCGCGACAUACCGGGAAGCGGUGUUCCCGACUACCUUGCUCCAUCCAACACCUCAUACCCCUCGUUUUCGCAUACCGGUCACUACGCGUCGCCGCCGCCGGCAGUUAAAACUGGCACAUCCAUGACUGCGUUUAUGCCUGCUGCCGGCGCCGACGAGGACGACGACGUCAACCCGUUGAGCGCAGCGGAGAGGGAGAACGUCCAAAUAUUUGAGUCACUGCUGGCAAGGCUUCACGAAAGCAGGCAGGAUAUCAGCAACGACCCGCAGAUCCAGUACCUGUACGAAACCAUCGGGCAGAUUCACCCAAAGAUCACCGACGCUAUCGACAGGGUUGAUCAGAAGACCAGUGAGUUUAACAAGCUUCACGAUCGCAUCGUCACGGCGAUCAAAAUCUACGAUCAGCUUCUGGACAAGCGGCUGCGCCCGGCCUCCUAUGGUGCGCAGCACGCCGGGAUGUCAACCAAUGUACCGUCGUAUAUGCCAACCCAGCAGUCGAUGUAUCCGGCAGUUCCUGCUCAGCAAGCUACAUUCACUCCGCCUGCUCACCCGGGCCAUUAUCAGACACCGGGGUCUGAAAGCGCGUAUGGCCAGCAGAGGGCUGCUUCGCCGUACUACAUGCAGCAGCCGGACCAGCAGCCUCACGCGCCGACCUACCAGCAGUACAACCACCACCAGCAGCAGCAGCAGCCUCAGCCUCAGUUCCAGCAUCAGAAUCAACAGCCGCAGCCACAGCAGUUUGUCACUACUAACUCACACCCGUCUGCCAUCCCGGCGCAGACAUACUCUGGGUCACCCGGGUAUGCGCCCAAUCUUUUGUAUAUGCCUGUUUCCAACGUCAGCGCACCGUCGAGCAUAGGGGCUAUCCAGCAUGAGCAGCACAUCCAGCCGCAGCCCAUACAAGCGCCGUUGAUUGGUGUUUCUCCAGUUCACCAACAGAACGUUGCCAUGUCUCGCUCGCCGCCCAUGAAUCCGCACUUUGUUCCUCCGCCUGUUGUGCACAUGCCAAACAUCCCUGUUAUGCAGCCGUCUGCAGCGCACCAAGUUUCUGCGCCGCAAAUGCCACCGCAGAGCACAUUGGCACCUUCCCACGUGCAAUCGCCAGCGCUGGUGCCGGCUCCAGCCCUGGCCCCAGCUUCGGUGCCAGAACCUGAGGAGGUGAUGUUGAUCGAAUUUUGAUGUGUGUCGAAUCUUUUCAACUUUUUUCUUUUACACAUAAUAAUUUUUGUCAUAUUUUUUUUGUCGGAUGUGUAAUUGUAUUAAUUGUUUUUGUAUGUGCAAUGCCAAAUAAAACAAACAUGGAUGAAUUAAAA
Messenger RNA from Kickxella alabastrina, 2562 nucleotides. RefSeq lists its product as uncharacterized. Lineage: Eukaryota; Fungi; Kickxellomycota; Kickxellomycetes; Kickxellales; Kickxellaceae. The record is from RefSeq and is a predicted model, not a curated record. The transcript has 2 exons. The coding region runs from base 149 to 2428 and encodes 759 amino acids. Gene Ontology annotation, molecular function: ubiquitin binding; phosphatidylinositol binding; metal ion binding.